GGUACACUGCUUAUUGUUCCCGAAGAAAGCUCCGAAAGCUUCGUUCGCGUUUUCCUGCAUUUGUCCUAAUGGCUGCCACGCAGAGCCCACGUCCCACCUGAGAGCGGACAUCUACGUAGCGGGAAACGGACCGACUGGCCGGCUCCCGCUCGGUGACGGUAAUCCAGACAAACCCAACGGACCACCCGGGAAAGACGAUUUAAGACGGGAACCGAUCAAGUGAAGAAGUCACAAGCCCUGCCAUGGUUGAACCAGCUGACAGACAAUCCACGGCCGGCCAGAGGCUGGGUGCUCCCGAAAGUUUUGGGGUGUCUACCCUGGAGCCCGGCCUGCGUCCGCCUAUACAGGCACCAGGAAGAAAAGUCUCUAUCAGGGUGCAGAUGUUAGAUGACACACAGGAAGUCUUCCAGAUAUCACAACGCUCCCCAGGCAAAGUGCUGUUUGACCUUAUUUGUGUCCAUCUCAACCUGGUGGAGGGAGACUAUUUUGGGCUGGAGUACCAGGACCACCGCAAGAUGACUGUGUGGCUGGACCUGCUGAAGCCAACGCUGAAGCAGAUCCGACGGCCAAAGAACACCAUUCUUCGCUUCGUAGUCAAGUUCUUCCCUCCUGACCACACACAGAUCAUGGAGGAGCUGACACAGUAUUUGUUUGCCCUGCAAGUCAAGCGUGACCUGGCCUGCGGUCAUCUCAUCUGCAACGACUCGAGCGCCGCCCUGAUGGUCUCCCACAUAAUCCAGUCGGAGAUAGGAGACUUUGAUGAGACUCAGAGCUGGCAGCAUCUCCUGCACAAUAAGUACCUGCCAGACCAAGAUGCCAUUCGGGACAAGAUCACUGACUGCCACCGAAAGCAUGUUGGUCAUACUCCUGCAGAGUCAGACUACCAGUUGCUGGAAAUCGCCCGACGACUUGAAAUGUAUGGCAUUCGUCUGCACCCGGCAAAGGACCGUGAGGGUACCAAACUCAGCUUGGCUGUUGCCCACACAGGGGUGCUAGUCUUCCAGGGGUACACAAAAAUAAAUGCCUUCAAUUGGUCCAAGGUUCGCAAACUCAGCUUCAAACGCAAGCGAUUUCUUAUCAAGCUGAGAGCCGACCCAGCCCAAAGUGGUCACCAUGACACACUGGAGUUCGCAAUGGCCAGCAGGGACUGCUGCAAGAUUUUCUGGAAGAUCUGUGUGGAGCAUCAUGCCUUCUUCCGACUCUUUGAGGAGCCUAAGCCCAAACCCAAGCCCAUCCUCUUCACCAGAGGAUCCUCAUUCCGCUUCAGCGGUCGGACCCAGAAGCAGAUAAUUGAUUAUGUGAAGGAUUCUGAACUUAAAAAGGUUCCGUUUGAAAGGAAGCACAGUAAGAUUCUGUCGAGUAGCAGCAUGCCACAUCGGUCCUCUUCCUUCAGAUCGCCAAAAGAGAGUGACACAGCUGUGCCGUUAGAAGAUCUCACAGUUUCAGCUGGACAAGUGGACUCUAACGGUAUGCAGGAACCGCCUGGGGCCGUGUGUACCACCAAUGGCACGCUUGACAUCCCUGCAGCUCCUUGCUCAGAUGCCAGACAAAACCACAAAGGCACGGUCUCCUCACCAGAUCAGCAUCUUCUCAAUCCAGGAAGUCCUACCUCUGAAGCUUUCCCACUGAAAAGUCACCACCCGAGUGGCAACGCUAACGGGAUUGUGAACGGAGAGGUGCCUGCAGGUGUUGGCUUUGUGCCACCUAGUCAGCUGUCACCUCUCACCAGCCCUCUACUUGGUGAUGCCGGACAUGUCCGCAAUGAUGAUGAAGAUGAGGGCAGGAGAAAGAAGUUUCCCACAGACAAGGCCUAUUUCAUCUCAAAGGAACUAUUAACCACUGAGCGGACCUACCUCAAAGAACUGCAGGUCAUCACUCAGUCGUUCAAGAGGAUUGCAGAGAAAGAUGAAGAAGCCUUUCCUGUUGCUGUUAGCAACCUGAUAUCAGCCAACUAUGAUCCAAUCCACAAGUUCCACCAAGGGUUCCUCACAGAGGUGGAGCAGAGACUCGCACAAUGGGAAGGUCGAUCCAAUGCACACAUUAAGGGAGACUACCAACGAAUUGGUGAUGUUCUUUUAAAGAACAUUCAAAGUCUGAGGCAGCUGACGACUCACUGGCAGAAACAUUCGGAGUGCCUGGUGGAGCUUGAACGAGCUUGUAGGUCGAGUCGAAAGGCGGAGGUUCUGUGUGGAGAGCUGGAGCAGCAAAAGGUGUGCUACCUCCCCUUCAACAUCUUCCUCUUGCGGCCACUCCACCGCCUGCUGCACUACAAACUCAUCCUGGAGAGGCUCUGCAAGCACUACCCACCCACUCAUGAUGACUUCAGGGACUGCAGAGCGGCCCUUGCGGACAUCACAGAGAUGGUGGUGCAGUUACAAGGUACCAUGAUGAAGAUGGAGAACUUUCAAAAGCUUCUUGAGCUCAAGAAAGAUCUGACUGGGAUCGACAAUCUGGCCAUCCCUGGCAGGGAGUUCAUCAGACUUGGAUGCCUCAGUAAGCUCUCGGGGAAGGGCCUACAGCAGAGAAUGUUCUUCCUGUUCAGUGAUUCCUUGGUGUACACUAGUCGGGGGAUGACUCAAUCCAACCAAUUCAAAGUCCACGGCCAGCUACCUCUCUUUGGCAUGACGAUCACAGAAAGUGAAGAGGAGUGGGGCGUCCCUCAUUCGUUCACAUUGUUUGGACAACGGCAGUCAGUGGUGGUGGCGGCCAGCUGUGCAGCCGAGAUGGAGCGGUGGGUGGAAGACAUCAAGAUGGCCAUUGACCUCGCCGAGCAGAGCAACGGUCCUCAUUUGGAUCUGCUUUCUGCCAGCCCUUCUGAUAGCAAGCUGCUUGAGGAAGGUGGAGCUGAGCAUGAGUCCGAGGAGGAGUUGUGUGGUUCGCGUUCGUCUCUGGAGCGGCAACCUCAGCGCGGUAACACCACAGUGCACGUCUGCUGGCAUCGCAACACCAGUGUGUCUAUGGUUGACUUCAGUAUUGCUGUGGAGAACCAGCUCUCAGGGAACCUGCUGAGAAAGUUCAAGAAUAGUAAUGGCUGGCAGAAACUCUGGGUGGUCUUCACCAACUUCAGCCUGUUUUUCUACAAGUCACACCAGGAUGACUACCCUCUGGCCAGCCUUCCUUUGCUCGGCUACUCCGUCACCAUCCCGUCUGAGUCGGAAAACAUCCACAAGGACUAUGUCUUCAAACUUCACUUCAAGUCCCACGUCUACUACUUCAGAUCAGAGAGCGAGUACACAUUUGAACGGUGGAUGGAGGUUAUCCGCAGUGCCACCUGCUCAGCCAGCCGCUCCCUGCCAAGCACCAGGAAAGACAAUUAUUGAUUGAAACCAUAAAUGGAUGAAGUUUUGGACUCUUGGUUGCAUUUCAACCUGAAUGACUUUUAAUUCAGACCAAAUCAUGCCACUUUGCACAAAUAUUAUCAGCUAAUAAUCUCUUUCCGCCAACUAUCCAACGUACAUACACCUGAGGUUCUUCACCACCUUAAGUAACUUUCUGCACAGCUUUUUUGUAUUCACGAUGGCAUUUACCUUCUUCCUCCUAGCAAGUGUUGCUCACACAUUCACAUUCCGAGCAAAAAAACUCAACCGUUUGACAUCAGUGUUUGCAUUGUCCCCAUCUGAAAUCAUUUCAUGCGCACAUUCAAGAUAAAAAUGUACAUACUCGUUCAUAAGCAUUUUUUAUUAGAAUUGGAUUUCAUGAAAAUUUAUAUACAAUGCAGUGCCACUUUCAAACAGAACCCAUUAUUUCCCCUAGUUUCACAGAGACCUUUUGUACAGUACUUUGAUUCACUGUGAAACGUUUUUUCUUGAUAUUUUAAUUUUUACUGUUAUCUCAUUCAUCCCAACAACCAACCUACCAAAAGAUGUUCUUUUCUACAGCCCUGGCAGUUUUCCAUUCUAAAUAAAGAUGACAAUCUGUUGGAAUUCAAGAGAAAUUAUUCGAGUAUUUUGCGGUCAGAACAUUUGUUAAAAAAUAAAUAAAAUAAAAAAAGACGCAUGAGUAGAAAUCAGACAAUGUUUUUGCAUUUCAAUGGAAAUAUCCUUUAAAAACAAACUCAAGAAAAUUAGGCCUUGACAAGAAUGAUGGUACCCUUUCAAGACAAUCACAGUCACAAAUGAGCUUUUUACUUGAGACUUGGACACCUUUCAGCAGGUAUUUUGGGCUAUUUUUUUUUUUUUUUUAAGUCAUGUUUUUUUUGGUCCAGAUAUGCUUUUUCUUACCCAUUUGGACUGAUGACUGACUGAGCACAACAUUACAUUUCAGAUUUCAGCACAACAUGGUACAAAAUAGGCAGUUGUCUCAGUUUUGAAGGGUUUCCCCAAAAUUCUCAUCAUGUUUCCACGCCUUCCAUUGAUGUUCAACAGGAUAUAGACUAGGGCUACUUGAGAACAGUGCAAUGUUUUGCCUUUUUGGGGUGUUUUCAAGAUGUUAUAAAUCCUGUUCCAUGACCUGCAAAUGAGCUUUCUGACACAGAACGGCACAUUUCUCUUUGGAACACUUUGAACACUUAGUCUUUAAAUUUCAUUGGACACUUCACAUAUUCAAAAUACUCUGGGCCAGAUGUAUCAAAGCAGCCCCUGUAGAUAUCGCUGUUGCUUCUUCUUCUAUUCAGGAGAGUUACUAACUUAUGACUACUUAAGUUGUUGAAAUUGUCCCAAAUUUCUAUCCUCUAUUCAGGAAAACUUAUCAGCUUUGUUAAAUGAAAGUAAGAAUUUUUAAAAUCUUUUUUUUUAACAUUCAGAGAAUGAGUAUUAACAUUUUUGCCUAUUUUCUAAUGUGCUACAGAACAAAACUAAAUCAGAAUCAUGUUUGUUUUUUUUAACAUUUUCUGCUUUUUCAGUUUAAAAUAGCCAAUUUUUUGAAUCAAGGAAUGUAAAUAAUUUUUCUACCUGAUUUAUCAAUACCCCCCACACAAAUAGUUUACAUGUUAAUCUUUUUAAUUAAUCUUUAGUUGCAGGCCUACCCGCAAGUAGUGUAGCAGCUUUGUGUUCAACUGACUAGGCAGUGAUUUCACAAGGUGCAUGUAGUUAGUAAGUUGAGACCAGAUCAUUUUAGAGAAUUUUUUAUGGUUGUGGCCUGCAAGAAUUCUAAUGAAAAAAUAUGCAUCUUGGCUUAAUUAAAAGUUAGAAAACAUUGUAAUAGAGCACCCCGUACCAUGAUGGAUCAAACGGCAUCUGUCAGGUUUCACGGUAUCGUACAUAUUCAAGCCCAUGAGAACCACAGGAGUCAUAGCUCUCAUAGUGAGGCAGUGAGACCCAUUCCGGCCGAUAUGUGGUCGUGCUGUACACAAAGGCCUCGGUGACGUCCCCUGCUGCGGACCUCUCCUCGUCUUUGACCUGCCCCAGCCACUCUUCCACUGUAAGCUUCACCAGAGUCCGCUGAUACAUGGUAGGUGUGUCUUCAAAGUCAUCCAGGAAAUUCAGCAAUUGCUCAUCCACUCUGUAGAUCUCGCCGUGAACCCUGUGACCCAGACUUGGAAGGUUGAGGAGAAAGGGAAUGUUGUAUUCGCCAGCGAUCACUAGAGGAAACUUCUCUGUUGUGACGGCAGAGGCAAGCAAAUGUGCCUCUCCAAUGCUCUUGUCCAACAUGCGGAAGUGAUUCGGUUGCCCCCUCUUCAGAGUUCCAUAUACGAAGACACGGGCCAUUAUUCAGGAGGCUGACUUCUGAAAUGGCAAAACAGUACACCGGGACCAAAAUUAUUCAUUCUGUGUUAAUGAUGUUUCGUAUUGCUUUCUAUUAGUGGCUGAAGUGGCUAAAACAUGGAUACUUAUGAUUGAAAAAGGUUGAUGUACUUUGAGACUCGAAAAUGUACUAACAAGAACAGCAACUAUCUAAUGAAA
Molecule: messenger RNA, 5840 nt
Organism: Corythoichthys intestinalis (scribbled pipefish)
Lineage: Eukaryota; Metazoa; Chordata; Actinopteri; Syngnathiformes; Syngnathidae
Product: FERM, ARHGEF and pleckstrin domain-containing protein 1-like
Exons: 28
Coding region: 243-3320 (1025 amino acids)
Cellular component (GO): cytoskeleton
Molecular function (GO): guanyl-nucleotide exchange factor activity; cytoskeletal protein binding
Source: RefSeq, a predicted model, not a curated record